UUGAUCAUCGACCCAGUUUGCUGCUUCUUCCCAGUCUUGGGUUCAAGGUCUUGACCACCAUGAAGCUUCUCAUCCUUACCUGCCUUGUGGCUGUUGCGCUUGCCAGGCCUAAAUAUCCUCUCAGGUACCCAGAAGUCUUUCAAAAUGAACCAGACAGCAUAGAGGAAGUCCUCAACAAAAGAAAGAUUCUUGAGUUAGCAGUGGUUUCACCCAUUCAGUUUAGACAGGAGAACAUCGAUGAACUGAAGGAUACUAGGAACGAACCAACCGAAGAUCACAUCAUGGAAGACACUGAGCGAAAGGAAUCUGGAAGCAGUUCAAGUGAGGAAGUUGUUUCCAGUACCACUGAGCAGAAGGACAUUCUCAAGGAAGAUAUGCCCUCCCAACGCUAUCUGGAAGAGCUUCACAGACUGAACAAAUACAAACUACUCCAGCUGGAAGCUAUCCGUGACCAGAAACUUAUUCCAAGAGUGAAGCUGUCCUCCCACCCAUAUCUGGAACAACUUUACAGAAUAAAUGAGGACAACCACCCCCAACUGGGGGAGCCUGUGAAAGUAGUGACUCAGGAACAGGCAUACUUCCAUCUUGAGCCUUUCCCACAAUUCUUCCAGCUUGGUGCCUCUCCCUAUGUUGCUUGGUAUUAUCCUCCACAAGUCAUGCAAUAUAUUGCUCACCCCUCAUCCUACGACACCCCUGAAGGCAUUGCCUCUGAGGACGGUGGAAAAACUGACGUUAUGCCACAGUGGUGGUGAAGAGUUAAGUGAAUUCUCAGGAACUCCACAAUUAUGGCCUUUGAUGUGACUGAAAUUCCAUGCUCUAAAUUUCUCCUCCACGCCUAUCAUGUAAAACCUUUCCAUCCAAAGGCUUUGACUGUUGUCUUAGAAUAGGACAAUCCCAAAUUGAAGGCAAUCUUUCCUCUUGAGUUCUCUACUGUAUAUUAAAUAGUAUAUCAUUCUUUUCCUUAAGAAAAGUUGUCUUAACAGUUUAUCCCAGUUGUAUCAUGCCAGUAUGAAGGCCACCAAAUAGAGGGUAUUAAAGUCUUUAUCAAAUUUCUAUAUGGAAAUCUUGCUUAAAAAGCCUUUGAAUUGCUUCUCCUGUAACUGCCAUCAUUUCAAAAAAUUGUGGGCAGUAACUGAGUUUUUUUUCUUUCUUCUUUUCAAUAAAUUACAUUUUAAGGCACA
This is a messenger RNA of Camelus dromedarius (Arabian camel), 1181 nucleotides long. It is a transcript of the gene CSN1S1, whose product is annotated as casein alpha s1. The record is from RefSeq and is a predicted model, not a curated record. Gene Ontology annotation, biological process: response to 11-deoxycorticosterone; response to progesterone; response to estradiol. The coding region runs from base 60 to 752 and encodes 230 amino acids. Gene Ontology annotation, cellular component: extracellular region. The transcript is spliced from 21 exons. Lineage: Eukaryota; Metazoa; Chordata; Mammalia; Artiodactyla; Camelidae.